UAUAUAUAUGUAUACACCACAACUAAAGUCAUUCAAAUCAUUAAAAUUUAUCUUACUAAAGUCAUUAAAAUUAUCUUUAUAGAUGAUGGAUUUAUAUUGAUCUAUUUAAAAUGCAAGAUUGAACUGGAUUGUGCUUAAAUUUUUUUUUUUUUUUUAAAAAAAAUUGGUCGUUUUCCACUUGUUGCAGCUUAAAUAUUGGUUAACAUUGGCAUGUGAUGAAAAGCAUUUUUCCAUCAAAUUUAUUUUUAAAAGUUGUUGUAUUUACUUAAAAUUUGUCUCAUUUUGUAUUCUAGGUGAGCUCCAUCUAUUUUCUAAAGUCUUUAUAUAUUUAUAUAAUAUAUAUAAUGGAAAAUUUUCAAAUCUGAAAUACAUUGCUGUAUUGUCCCAAUGAAUACAUAAUUUAGUUAAAAACUUGUUGGUUAGUUGUUAGUUGGAUUUUUUUUUUUUCUCCCAAAAAAAAAAAAAAUUGAUGGCUGCUAAAAUUGGAUACGGAGUUUUAGCCCUAAAAUUGACAAUUACGAUAAAAUAAUAUGCAUUUCAUGUUAUUAUUAAAAAAGAAGGAUAUAGACUACAAGUUUGAAAUCCACCGAAGUGUGUUGAAACAUUACAGUGAAUCAGUGACCCAAUCUUCUCCUUCUCUCUCUCUCUCUCUCUCUCUCUCUCUCUCUCUCUCUCUCUCGUAUUUCGGUUGGCAGACCAAUCCCAAUUCGAUCAGCCAUCGAUGACUUCCUCUUCUUCUCCUUCACCUCAACGUUCUCGUGGUGAAAACAGCAACAGAAACGGUGAGGAUAGUAGGCCAAGGUUCUUUGAUGCGAAGGCGAGGAGCGUGUGUUGGGCUAAGGCCGAUGUAGUCCCUGGUCGACACCCUGAUAGGUGGCGCAAAGACGCCGCUGGCAACAUUGUCUGCAAGCGUUUCAGCAACUGCCUGGGCUGUCUCUGCUUCGAGUACGAUCACAUCGUCCCCUUCUCUAAAGGUGGUGAAUCUGUUGCAGAAAAUUGUCAGAUUCUUCAAACACGAGUGAACAGAUUAAAAUCAGCCAAAGACCAUGUGGAUGCAAAUAAAUUGAAAGGUUACUCUUGUGAUGUCAACUUUACUGAUAAGGAGCUUGACAUAAUUGAAAUGGCCGUCUAUGGUGAUGUAAUCCGGCCAGGAAACCAAUGCCGAUGUAGAACGGUAGCCGAGAUGCUUGGGCAAUACAAAUCAAAAGACAGCAUGGCUGCUUGCAAAUUGCCAUAUAAUGAAGAAGCUUUAUAACAUCAAGGAUUAUAAAUUCCAUUACAAAAUUCUUCUGAAGAACCCAAAAUGGAGCUUGUCUUUCGAUAUGUUUCUACAACUCGUCAACAGAACUCUUGAUCAUGUUAUUGAAAUGGAAGAUGAGGCUGAGAUAGAGGGAGCAACUUUUGGGGUCUGUAAAUAAAGAUUUAUUUUUUUGCCUCUAAAUAUGUCUUUUUCUUUUCUUUUCUUUUUUCUUUUUUUUGGGAAUAUUCUUCAAAAAUGUGUAUUUGGCUAUCAGGUUGAGCAUAUUUCGCUUCAUUGUUUUGAGAAAACAAUGUGAAUGAAAUUUAAUUCAGAAUGUCUAAAUGCAUUGCGUGGA
Ziziphus jujuba (common jujube) is the source of this 1595-nucleotide messenger RNA. RefSeq lists its product as uncharacterized. The record is from RefSeq and is a predicted model, not a curated record. Lineage: Eukaryota; Viridiplantae; Streptophyta; Magnoliopsida; Rosales; Rhamnaceae. Bases 722 to 1255 code for a protein of 177 amino acids. The transcript is spliced from 3 exons.